GUUAGGCACCGCGUCAGAAAGGCAGCGCCAUGGCUAUUUCUGUGGCUACUCGCGUUCGCUUGUUCUACGCAUCCUCCUUGGUUCUACGUAGGUCGUGGUUCUACCGUUCUACCUGUGGUUCUACCAUUUACGAUCAUGACUGCGGAUCGUGACGAAUAUGGUCGAAUUCAAUGUCGUAUGUGUUGAUCGGAGAGCCCAGCCUUGGAUUCCUGCCCACGCCAAAUCAAGAGGUCACCUUUCUCAAGUCUGGUUCUCGGCAGUCUCCUCAGGCAUCACCCAUAUGUGGUGUUCCUCUCUCCGAAGAUUUUUACAUCUGUUUGCAGCAUGAUGAUAAUGACCCAUUGGCUGAAUUGCUCAUCCCUGAUGUGGGUGCUGUCGAAGAGUGCAGCGCAGAUGGCGAUACAGCAGCUUUGAAAGUCUCCACAGCUCUGUGCCAGGAUGUAGUGGAUUCUCAAGGUGGCAGCCAUUGCGGAGCUCUGGAGGCAACGGUCCACUCUACCAAUGUCAGUGCUGAAUCGGGCGCUGAACCAUACAGGAAAGUAGCAAGUGUGCUGAAGGAGCGUGUCUACUCGCUUGGAAAGAAGGGCAUCUUGCUAGAGAGGCAAGCAAAGUAUGCAUGUCACCUUUGCCCAUACAUGACGAGGAACAAGAGCAGCAUGAUCAGCCACAGGUUUCAGCACAAAGGCAUCCAAAAGCACAAGUGCAACAUCUGCGACCGCAGCUUCCAGCGGCGCUCAACAUUGGUGUACCACCUGCGCACGCACACGGGAGAGCGUCCAUACUGCUGUAGCAUGUGCCCGCGCGCCUAUUCCUGCAAGUUCUCCCUGACCGUACACGAGCGCACGCAUACGGUGCCUGCCAAACGUCGUCGUCGUCGAUGGCGCAAAGUGACACCACAGCAGUCUUUUGAGACAUCGGCCAAUUGUCGCUUCGUUUCAUCUGGCAACGUCUAUCUUUACACCAAUCCUGGAAAACAAAAGAUGCCAACCAUAUCAAAAACUGCGCCAGUAGAGUGCACUGUUGACGACGUUACAGGGAAAGCGAAUACUUGUGUACUCGUUACUGAUGCUGCACACCAGGGCACGGUGAAUAGCUCGGCGAGUGGUGGCGAGUCAACCACAGCUCUGACUGCUUUCGACGAGUGCAACAUUGCUGGGGCAGUGGGACCAGAACAAGUUUAUGUUCUAGCCAGCGACUUUUCACCGUUGGAUCUGGCAACUGGUUCGGAGACAAGUGCUGAGUUAACCACAGCUUUGACCGACUGUGCUGAAUACAACAUAGCUGGCACUAUGGGUGAAAUGCAAACUUAUGUUCUAGUUACUGACGCGGUGCCCAAGGGUGCAGUGACAGGUUUAGUGACUGAAGCCGAAUCAACGACAGCUGCAACUGGCUCUGCUGCUUUGAAUGUAGUCGGCACUAAAGGCACAGAGCAAGUGUACAUACUAGCAGGUGAAUCUUUGCUCAAGAAAUCAUACGCUGGCUUAGCAACCCUCCCUGAGCCAACCACGUCUUCGCCUGUUUUUGCCGACUGCAAUGAGGGCAGCGCUACUGGAGCAGAGCAAACCUAUGUACUAGUAACUGAGCCCAUGCCUCGCAGUGCAUUGCCUUGCAUCGAAGCAACAGCAAGCUCGCGGACCGUCGGCAAGUCCAACUUACUCGACGCUACGAGUGGAGAGCAAGCCUAUGUCCAUGAAUCUCUGGCAGGUUGUGAAGCAGCUCGCUCGGUGAGAAAUGCCGAAUCAGUGGCGUCCUCGGCUGCUAGUCCUGACGCAUUAUUCGACGCUGCGGAAGUGGAAGAAGCGCUUGCAGCAGUUGUUAAGCGCGCGUCUGAACGUUGCAAAGCCGAUCCAGGAACUAGUGGCGAACCGUCGGGCCCGGCAGAGGCGCUGCCCGCAAACAGUGGCGACCGAGUCACGGUGUCGCGCCUCGAGCCCGUCGACAUGACGGAGGAGCACUCGUACAGUUGCCGGACCGGCAUCUUCGCUGUCAAGCAGCCGGUCUACGUCUGCCCGUUCUGCCCGUUCCAGACGCGGCACCGGAGCGCCUUCGGGCCACACCAGCUGAUGCACACGGGCGAAAAGCCGCACAAGUGCCAGGUGUGCGGCCGCGGCUUCCGCCUGCGCCUCACCCUGCAGACACACAUGCGCACGCACACGGGCGAACGCCCGUACCACUGCGACGUGUGCGAGCGCAGCUUCUCCCUGAAAUGCUCCUAUCAGCUCCACAUGCGCGUGCACACCGGCGAGCGACCGUAUCUCUGCACGACGUGCGACAAGGCGUUCACGUCGCGCGCUUCGCUCAAUCGCCACACGUUGCUACACGGCGGAGAGAAGCCGUUCAAGUGCGACGGCUGCGGCAAGGCGUUUCCCCUUUCGAGCUCGUUGAGGAAUCACAAGUUCCACAAGUGCCGCCCUCAGUUGGCCGACGGGUCACUUUCCAGCGGUGGCGCGAACGACCGCCGCGCCGUUGAAAAACCAUUGGUUGAAUGUUCAGACGCUGCCAACGUUGGCGACAGGCCACUGCUAGACCAUACCCAAGGCUCGGAAGGUUCAAGCGGGGAUGACGGGAUUAUGUAACAAUCUUCAAGCGAAUUUCGAAGAGCAGCAUGCACGCAGACUGGUUCGAAGCAAGCAUUUUAACACAUAUACUGGCGAGUGUCUACAGAUUGAUUCACCAUGUGUUUAAUCUGAUGUUUCAUGUGUAUUGCUGCAGCCUGUUUGUUUCUUAUGUAAUAAACGUUCGAGUGUAAACACAGUAA
Dermacentor albipictus is the source of this 2758-nucleotide messenger RNA. Its product is annotated as gastrula zinc finger protein xFG20-1-like. The record is from RefSeq and is a predicted model, not a curated record. Gene Ontology annotation, molecular function: DNA-binding transcription repressor activity, RNA polymerase II-specific; RNA polymerase II cis-regulatory region sequence-specific DNA binding. Gene Ontology annotation, cellular component: nucleoplasm. Gene Ontology annotation, biological process: regulation of transcription by RNA polymerase II. Lineage: Eukaryota; Metazoa; Arthropoda; Arachnida; Ixodida; Ixodidae.